AUGGAAGCAACAACAGCAACAAAAGGCGACGAAAUCGUGGAUGUGAGGACUGUGGUGGAAGCUAUUUCUGCCGCCGAAGACGACAGCCUUGACGCCCCUCUCUACCAGGUCGAAAGCCUCUGUAUGCGUUGCGGCGAAAACGGAAUAACCAGGUUUUUAUUAACGUUGAUUCCUCAUUUUAGGAAGGUCUUGUUAUCCGCCUUUGAAUGUCCGCAUUGUGGUGAGAGGAACAAUGAAGUGCAGUUUGCUGGUGAGAUCCAGCCCCAUGGGUGUUAUUAUUGCCUUGACAUUCCUUCUGGUGAUCAAAAGAUGUUCAAUCGUCAAGUCGUGAAAUCAGAAACUGCUACUAUUAAGAUUCCUGAACUGGACUUUGAGAUCCCUCCAGAGGCUCAGCGUGGAUCUUUAUCAACAGUGGAAGGAAUAUUAGUAAGAGCUGUGGAUGAACUACAAGCCCUACAAGUAGAGCGAAAGGAAGUGGAUCCUCAGACUGCUGAAGCAAUAGACAUGUUCUUGGUAAAAUUGAAAGCUUGCGCAUCUGGAGAUUCAUCGUUUACCUUCAGUCUUGAUGAUCCUGCUGGCAACAGCUUCAUUGAGAACCCGUAA
Molecule: messenger RNA, 603 nt
Organism: Ilex paraguariensis (yerba mate)
Lineage: Eukaryota; Viridiplantae; Streptophyta; Magnoliopsida; Aquifoliales; Aquifoliaceae
Source: the annotation of a GenBank genome assembly